Molecule: messenger RNA, 1026 nt
Organism: Ramularia collo-cygni
Lineage: Eukaryota; Fungi; Ascomycota; Dothideomycetes; Mycosphaerellales; Mycosphaerellaceae
Exons: 3
Coding region: 1-1026 (341 amino acids)
Molecular function (GO): protein binding
Source: RefSeq, a predicted model, not a curated record
AUGACUCUUUGUUUCGACGAAGCAUUUCAGGCGCUCAAGGCAAACCGCAUCUCUGAGCAGGAGUACCUCCAUGAGGUUCUUGCACACUUUGUUGGUGUCAGACAUCCAGCCGAUGAGAAGCUCACACGCCCCUGGGAACUGAUGAUCAGUGAUCCCGUCGGGAACGCCAUUCGGGAAGCCGCCUUGAACACGCCUAAAACAAAUCCUGAAAACAUGAAUCAGUUGGAGAAGCUUUUCGCGAGCGCACUCAUCGACGACGCCGCCGCAGUACAGAUCAUCGUGUCUCAACUUUCCGCUGCCGCUGGUCACCCACAGCCUAUACAAGCCGUCGCGGCCUAUGCUGCACUACAUAACGAUGUCAAGGUCCUUCGUCUUUGCACACAGAUGGGUGCUUCCCUCGAAGAUCGAAAUACCUCAAUGGCAUUGGAAUACGCAGCCAGAGGCCCGACUCUACUCGAUCUCCUCUAUGAGAAAAAUUGGCGAUAUAUGAAGGAAUCUGCACAAUCGUUCAAUCGUAUGCUCGAGUGGUCACUACAUACAGGGCCUCAAGAGCUUAUCUGGUUCUUGAACCAUGGCGCCAAAGUUGACAAGGAUCUCAUUCGUCGUGCCGUAUACGGCCCGCCCGUAAAGGUGGCAUGCAUUGAAGUUUUGUUACAGCGCUUCGGCGUCGACUUGUUCAAGGGAACAAGAUUACUCCAAAGCGCGGCGAAACGAGGCUGCAACGAUCUUGUCAAGCUCUUGCUAGACGCAGGCGUUGAUGUCGAUGACAUGUYAUGUCGCGCUCAUCAUGAUGAAGGAGAGUGCGAGUUGACUGCAUUGUACGAAGCUGUUUACAAGCAACAUGAAGAUACUGUAACGCUUUUGCUUCGUUUUGGCGCUGACCCUCAUAAGAAGGUCUGCGAAGACGGUCUCAACACCCCGCUCAAGUUAGCAGAAGGACACGACUAUGCGCGCAUCACUGGGAUACUGCGCCAUAGCUUGGAAAGAAAGCAAGUUGGUGGUCGCUCAUAUACCUCAAAGUUUUAG